CGCGACGGUGGCCGAUAGUGGUCUCACCGCGUGGGACCGCACUGCACCUCCCAGAGAGGUGCGCCUGCGCAUUGUGCUGGUCUCCAUGGCGGGGCCUCGGAGCCAAGACGAGAGAAAAUGCUGCUGUGAAGACACAGUUAUAACUUUCACAUAAAUGAAGCUACAACUGUUAUUUAGUGACCCCCAAAAGGAAGAACUUUGGUGAACAUGAAAGAACAUUCUGGGGGUGGCAGAAUGCUUAAGGACUGGAAUUUAAACUUGAGCCACUGCCUGAAGCUACUAAACAGUAGGAGAAAAUGGAAUUGAGUAUGAUGCCAGCAUGGAACAGUCUAAUGAUUCAUUAAGAGUCAACUGUAAUGAUGGUGAAGAGUCAAAAACAGAGGCUCAGGAAUUUGAGCAUCUAACCUGUAUGGACUCUAGGGAUUCUUCUUUUGGACAAAAUGAUUCUCCUACAGUUUUGCCCAUUUCUGAUCCUCAAGCAAAUAAUUCACUCAUUUCACAGAAUAUACAAGGGCCCCUAACUCAGACACAGACUCUUUCUGCAGAGGAGUUCCAUCUAGUAGAUCAAAAUGGACAAUCUGUUCCAUAUGAACUUCAUUCACUGGGGGAUUCUAAUGCACAAAUGAUGAUCGUUGCUAGCCCAUCAGAAAAUGGACAGGUGCUCCGUGUAAUUCCAUCUACCCAAUCAGGAAUGGCACAAGUGAUUAUACCACAGGGGCAGCUUGCAGAUAUAAAUAGUCCUCAGGAUGUCUCUGAAGAGAAACCCAGUGAUAGAAACUUACCAGCUGUAAGAGUGGAUGCUCCAGCAGACAACACCAGUAGUUACAUUCUUCAUCCACAAGCAUCUCUCGGUUUGCCCAAAAAAUCAGCAACCAGAAUGCUUGAAGAACCUUUGCUGGCUCCUCUUCAACCACUUUCUUCUAACACACCUAUAUGGGCCUGCCGACUUAGGAGCUGUGAGAAAAUUGGAGAUUCAUACCGUGGCUACUGUGUAAGUGAAACUGAAUUAGAAAGUAUCCUAACAUUUCACAAGCAGCAAACACAGAGUGUUUGGGGGACCCGCCAGUCUCCAAGCCCAGCCAAGCCUGCUACACGCUUGAUGUGGAAAUCCCAAUAUGUUCCAUAUGAUGGAAUUCCAUUUGUCAAUGCAGGGAGUAGAGCUGUGGUAAUGGAGUGUCAGUACGGGCCAAGAAGGAAAGGUUUCCAGUUAAAAAAAAUCAGUGAGCAGGAAAGCAGGUCAUGUCAGCUCUACAAAGCUACUUGUCCAGCCAGGAUUUACAUUAAAAAGGUACAGAAGUUUCCUGAAUAUAGAGUACCUACAGACCCCAAAAUUGACAAGAAAAUAAUCAGAAUGGAACAGGAGAAAGCUUUUAAUAUGCUAAAGAAGAACUUGGUAGAUGCUGGUGGUGUUCUUAGGUGGUAUGUACAGUUACCUACACAGCAAGCUCAUCAGUAUCACGAAUUAGAGACUUCCUGCCUCCCUUUGUCACCUUCCCCUUUUCCUGUGUCUUCUCUUGAAGAAGAGGAAACUACAGUUAGAGAUGAGAAUUGUGCAUUGCCAUCACGUCUGCAUCCUCAAGUAGCCCAUAAAAUUCAAGAAUUAGUAUCACAGGGAAUAGAACAAGUAUAUGCAGUAAGGAAACAGCUAAGGAAAUUUGUGGAAAGAGAACUGUUCAAACCUGAUGAGGUACCUGAAAGACAUAAUUUAUCUUUUUUUCCAACUGUAAAUGAUAUAAAAAAUCACAUCCAUGAGGUACAGAAAUCCUUGAGAAAUGGAGAUAUGGUAUAUAACUCAGAGAUUAUUCCAGCAACGCUUCAGUGGACUACAGAUAGUGGGAAUAUUCUCAGAGAGACUGUGACAGUUACAUUUGCAGAAGGAAAUUCACCAGGAGAAUCAGUUACCACCAAAGUGGAAGCAAAUCAGGCUGGGUCUUCUUUGUCUCCAGAACCAACCCACUUACUCUCCUCACUUUCCUCAUUUCAGCCCAAAAUAUUUACACAAUUACAGGGUUUGCAGUUACAACCACGAUUUACCUCUCCUGAUGGAUCACCAGCUUUGGUAUCAGUAAAUAACCACCCCUCUUCCAGUCCAUCAAGACUUCUGGAUUCGGUAGAAAAUGAUGUAAUGAAUAGUAAUUCUCUACUUCUUGGUCAAAGUCAUAGCCUUCAAACAGAUACAUGCCUAACCCAAAAUAAUAGUACUGCCUCUACCAUGGGUAAUCUCCCAGAACCAGAUCAAAAUCUAGUUGCAGUGGAUCAGCUGGUGGAAGUUGAAGAUAUUGAGACGGAGAAUCUGGAAGGAAGUAUCCAAAGGAUUCUCUUGCGAGAUGUGCAGACCAUUCCAAUACGGAUUAUAGAUAACCACCCAGCUCUUAUUGAAGAAAACCCAGAAGGUACUAUUUCUAUGAACCAAGUUAAACAAGAACCCAAAGAACCAACAUUGUCCUUGGAAGCAAAAAAAAUUGGACUGUAAGAAAUUAUCUGCUACAUAAAUUAUUGAAGCUUUUCAGAAUUUACAACUCUGGUGACUUCUGAUGUUUUAGAAAAGAAGGUGAAUAUUAUUAAAGCACAGCAUUGUGAUAACUGGACUGAAGACUGAUGAGCAGCUUUGAUUUAAAACUGGUAUUUUUGUUGCCAAGUUCAUAUUUUAACCUGUAUUAAGAAAUAUUUUGCCCUUCUUAUUUUGUGUAAUUGUUAUGCUUUUUGGUUAUCUAAUAAGUCGGUAUUUCAAAAGAUUGUUUGAAUUUACCCAUAGUAAUUUAGUCCAAACAUGAACACUUAUCUAACAUUUCUGGAAAUAUCCAGUUUGGUUCAUGUAACACAAAAAAGAAUAACA
Marmota flaviventris (yellow-bellied marmot) is the source of this 2836-nucleotide messenger RNA. Lineage: Eukaryota; Metazoa; Chordata; Mammalia; Rodentia; Sciuridae. The record is from RefSeq and is a predicted model, not a curated record.